CGCUUUCCCCCCUCCCUCGGCAAAGGAGCACCAGGUGGGGGCAACGUGACUUUGCACCGCCCCCACCCCAGGGAUGGACGUGCAAGGCAGGAUGGAGAUGACAGUGCCCGGCCUAGGGGGCAGGAGUUAAAUGCAGGGCAGGGAGGCAGUUGCAGGCUGUGUAGCUCAGUGGGUAGGGCAGGUGAUUUGCAUGCGGAAGGUGCCCAGGUUCCACCCCCGAUGGCGGCUCGAAACCCUUGGACAGACGCUGCCAGUCAGAGCUAGAUAGACCAACGGUCUGACUCGGUAUGCCGCGGCUCCCUCCGUUCCUGUUUAAAUCAGCCCUUUGUUCAGAACCCUGAGGACUGGAAUCUUAACUUUAUUUUUAGUGGCUUCACUCACCACUAGUAUAUGGCCCUCAAAAGAUUGCCCAGACCAGAAAGCGGCCCUUUGGCAGAAAAAAGGACACCCCCCCCCCGCUUUAUAAUGCUGAACACGUGGCAAAAUCUAUAGGCAUGAAACUUCCUUUGGAGCGAAAACCUUAGAAGGCAACAUCAGCCUUUCCUCCCAAGAGCCAGGCUUGAGCCCAUGAACAGGUCCAGGGGGGAGAUCUCACAGGCAGGAAAAAAAUAUUAUUAUUAAUUAACUAAUUUGUUUCACCCCGAGGCCUGAGGGCAAGUUACAGCAAUUUAAGAUGCAUCCUUCAAAACAACUGAAAACAACUUACAAUCACGAAAACAAGGGAGCAGCUGCCUGGGGUCCUCUGUGCCUGCAAAAGCAACUCCUUGACCCCCUCUUGGCCUUUGCAGCCCCAGGACAAAAACUGACAGCCGGGACGGGGGGAGGCUUUCAGUCACUUUGGAGCACAGAGCAAAGAUGGAGGCCAGAGACCCAGCUGGACCUGAAUUGGGAAGGGGACCUGACCCUGAUGCCGUCGGAGUCAGGGGCACUGGGGGGUUCUGGGAAAGGACAGUGCAGAAGAUCGUGGGUGAAGAUGCCCGCCCGGAAGUGGAGUGCCAGUGCUUCAGGGAGUUCUGCUACCAGGAUGCCAAGGGGCCCCGGGAGGUGUGCAGCCGGCUCCACCACCUUUACCGUCAGUGGCUGAAGCCGGAGAAGCACACGAAGGCCGAGAUGCUGGACCUGGUGGUCUUGGAGCGGUUCUUGGCUGUCCUCCCCCCGGAGAUGGAGAGCUGGGUCAGGGAAUGCAGGCCAGAGACCAGUUCCCAAGCGGUGGCCCUGGCAGAAGGCUUCCUCCUGAGCCAGGCCGAGAGGAAGAAGCAGGAUGAAGAGGAGCGGCAGGAGGAGAGGGAGUCAGAAGUGGCCAGCGAUGUCCCGGAGACCGAGAGGAUUCCCCUGGACUCCGUCCAGAGGCCGCUAGCCAGGUGGAUCACACAGGAGGGCGAUGGCGCCGCUGCCCCACCAGGCGGUGACACGACUCUGGAGCUUCCUUCCAGACAGCCUCCGCUUUGCAAUGGAGCCAAAAUGGUUGCAGUGGAGUCUCUGCAUAAGUGUCUGGUGAUGUUUGAGGAGGUGGCCGUGCAUUUCACAGAGGAGGAAUGGGCUCUGCUGGAUCCGGGCCAAAGAGCUCUGCACAGAGAAGUCAUGGAGGAGAAUUAUGGGAAUCUGGCCUCUCUGGGUGAUGGGGGAGAGAGCAGUAAAGUGGGUAACCACCAGCAGAGCAUAAAAAGUGAAGUGAAAAAGAAGUGGAAGAAUAAACUGGUCAAUUUCCAAAAUUCUGAUUUCUCAGAAAUUCCAGUCCAACAAGAAUUUUGCAAAGGAAACCAAAGGAACGAGAUUCCUCUAAAUGAAGAUAGUAAAUCAAGCCUUAGACCACAUCAGAGAAUCCACACAGGAGAGAAACUGUAUAAAUGCUCCGAAUGUGGAAAGAGUUUCACCGAGAGCACGAGUCUUGCAAGGCACCACAGGAUCCACACGGGAGAGAAACCAUAUACGUGUUCGGAGUGUGGGAAGAGCUUCACUCUGAGUACAACUCUUAGACGUCACCACAGAAUCCACACAGGGGAGAAACCAUAUACAUGCUUGGAGUGUGGAAGGAAGUUCAGUCAGAGAACUAACCUGAUUUCCCAUCAAAGAACCCAUACAGGGGAAAAACCAUUUAAAUGCUCCGAGUGUGGAAAGAGCUUCAGUACAAACUUAAGCCUGACUUCACACCAAAGAAUCCACACUGGGGAAAAGCCAUAUAAGUGCUUAGAGUGUGGAAGGAGCUUCACUGAGAUUGCAACCCAUGCAAGACACCAAAGAAUCCACACGGGCGAGAAACCGUAUAAAUGCUCAGAGUGUGGAAAGAGCUUCAGUGUGACUGCAAGUCUUGCAAGACACUACAGGAUUCAUACGGGAGAGAAACCAUAUAAAUGCUCCCUCUGUGGAAAGAGCUUCUGUCGGAUGAACACCCUCACUUCCCAUCAAAGAACCCAUACAAGGGAGGUUUAGUCUGAGGAACAGUUCAUUUUUUAAAAAUUCUGCUAAACGGUAUGAGGUUCAAACACGGACAGCCAGCAAUAAAAAUCACAGAGGAAGUGUGGUGGAAUAAAAAGGGGGUUAAGGUCCAUUUAAAAAUCACCAACUGGGAUGGGGGUUCUCUGGGAAAGGAAUUCCAAAGGUGUGGGGUCCUCAGUGGAAAGGCCCUGUUCCUCAUACCUGCUUACAUGAUCUUUCUUUAGUGGAGCACCAGAGUGCAACGACUCUAGAGUGGACCUUAAGCCAAGGAUAGGUUCAUAUGGGUGUAUGUAUUCUUUCAAACAACAUGGUUGUAGAGGUUAAUGUCACUGUGCCAGAACUACUGCACCAGACAUUGGAAAUCUCCAAUCCAUGGGCCUAAUUAGGUCCUAAACGGGCUCAUCAGACUGUUUUCCUCAAACCAUACCCACCUGCCCCGCAUCUGGUAAGGGUUAAGUAACAGAGACUACAAAGGAACAACGGGGGCUUAAAGUGAUCUCCUGAUGGUUCCAUUGCACGCACAGGGAUCAGCUGCACUAAGGAUUUCCCCAUCAGAAGUUUCUCCAGUGCAGUUGAGGGGCUCACUGUCAGCAUCAAACAGCAAGCCCUGCUCUGUCCACUUGCAGGAAUGGUUUCGAUUCAAACUGCACCUGCACGCAGACUUCAAAGGGGCUCGCUGUAAUUACCAGUCAGUUCAUUGGUGUUUACAGCAUGCUGUUUUGGACUCUUGAGAGUGGAGGUUAACAAUCUGGCUCGCUGCCUGGAUCCAACGCUGCCCCAUCUCUGAUACGCAGUUGCUGCCCUGGGCUCCUGCUGGGAGGAAGGGCAGGAUAUAAAUCAAAUAAUAAAUAGACUGUUCAGCGCAGGGAUGAACAGCCUUUUGGCUGGUGGGUUAGAUCCAAUUGGGUCAACCCACAUUUCACACCUGAGUGGGGCUGCCCACUUGUCAGUCGUCUGACAUACAGCAUCAGGUGGCCGUGAAUUCGGGGCCCAGCAGUGUGCUAAAUUUAAACAUUGCUGAAUGCAAUCUGUACUUCCAAAAGAGCACAUUUCCAAGGCUCCCAAUUCUUCCUUUGCAGCUAUAGCUUCACCUGACCCACACCUGAUGUCAUCAGAUGAGUGACAGGUGGCCAUCACUGGGCAGAAAUGGCCUUGCUGGCCAAAUUAGGAGCCUUGGCAGGCCCCGUUUGGCCUGUGGGCCAGAGGUUUCCCGUGCCUGUACUUGCCCCUACUAUCAUUCUAAGGCAGGUGUGGGGGACCUUUGGACCUCCAGAGCUUGCUGAACAACUCCCAUCAGCCCCAGUCAGCAUGACCAAUGGAUGAUGGGUGUUGUCAUUCAGCAUAGACCAGAGGCAUCUCCCACCCAUUUGUACACAUUCAUAUUUCAAUUAGUUCCAUGAUUUGGGGGCAGAAGAAGUUCCAAAGAUGGGUGUUGCCAUUAAUUAACAUGUAGGGAUUGUUGAUAAGACAACAUCUGUUUAUUUCCUCAAUAAUAAUAAUCCACAAAGUUUGGGUUUUUUCCACAACUGUCCCUGCCUCUUCUGUGCAUCUGCAAUCAAGUUUCUUCCUGAACUACUCUCUGGGGCAUUGACUGAAGGGCCUCUGAAGCUGAUCUUUAAGCCAAAUGGGAGCAGGACUCCCCCCCCCCCAAGCUGGUAUGGUGAUAACAUGUUUGGAUGUGGAGCAGAAAAGUCCUGGGUUCAAAUCCCUGCUCAGCCAUGAAGCUCACUGAGUGAUCUUGGGCUUGUCAUUCUUUCUCAGCUUAACCUCCUUUACAGAGUUGUUGUGGAGAUUAAAGGAAGGGAAAUGAUCAUGUAAACAAUUCUGAGUUCCUUGUGGGUGGGUGGGAAUAAAGAUACAAUGGAAAAACAACAAAGAGUCAUAUAUCACCUUAAAAACCCUCAAAUGAUUUAUUAUGGCAUAAGCUAUCCCACUUUGCCAGGGGGAUGACAUGAUAUCUUAGUCAGCCGGUGUACAAAAGUGGGAAAUUGUAAGGUGGACGUUGAAUGGUAAUGAGAUGCAAAGAUUAAUUAGAGCUUAAAUGUGUGUUAAAUAGGAACACCUUUUACCACAGAAGAUGGUGAUAAUUUACUGAGCAAUGCUGCCCUCUAGAAAUAUAAUGGCGCUGAUCUACUCCUGAAAUAGCCAGCUGUGAAAUAGGACCACAAAAGCCCGAUUAUUAUCUAUUUUCCU
Molecule: messenger RNA, 4629 nt
Organism: Rhineura floridana
Lineage: Eukaryota; Metazoa; Chordata; Lepidosauria; Squamata; Rhineuridae
Product: zinc finger protein with KRAB and SCAN domains 7-like
Exons: 6
Coding region: 856-2430 (524 amino acids)
Biological process (GO): regulation of transcription by RNA polymerase II
Molecular function (GO): DNA-binding transcription factor activity, RNA polymerase II-specific; RNA polymerase II cis-regulatory region sequence-specific DNA binding
Source: RefSeq, a predicted model, not a curated record